UCCUCGCUUCACUCGUUGGCGCGAAAUUUGAAUGUUUUGUGCGUGACUUUGCAUUUUAGACAUUGGAUUAUUGUGAGACUAUUUUGUGUAAAAGUGACUUUAACGGAGCUUGGUGAAUUAUGAUGGAUGUUUGUGUAUCAUGAGCGAAGUAGAAGAGAAUGAAGCGAGCCCUCCAAGAGCACCUCACGUCUGUCUAAAGACGUGGCAGUAGACAACAUGGACGCACGGGCUGUGCUGACGCUGCUGGCCGUCUUUUGUUUUUACUCAGAUCCAGUAAAUGGCGGGCUGAGUGACGACUAUGGGAGCAGCGGAGAAGCACCUUACAUCAUCGAACAGCCUUUGGACGUCACGGUGGCUCGUCACCAGCCGGCCACUCUCAACUGCCGCGCUGGAGGCUCGCCACCGCCUAACAUAAAAUGGUACAAGGGAGGUGUGCUGGUAGUCUCCGACACACACCGUAGUCUGUUGCCUGCAGGUGGUCUGUUCUUCUUAAGAGCGACGCACGGCAGAGCUCACUCAGAUGCAGGAGUCUAUUGGUGUGAAGCAACGAAUUCAUAUGGAACAGCUAGGAGUAGAAAUGCAACGUUACAUGUUGCAGUGCUACGUGAGGACUUUAGAUUAGAGCCAGUGUCAACACAAACUGCGCAAGGCGAAACUGUAAUAUUGGAAUGUUCGCCGCCACGAGGUUCGCCUGAUCCAACUAUUUACUGGAAGAAAAACGGCCAGGUCCUGCAUUUUGAUGGCGAUUCCAGAAUGCAUUUAGUCGACGGUGGCAGUCUAGUUAUACAAGACGCGCGGCAAACGGACGCCGGGAGAUAUCAGUGUAUAGCUCGGAAUCCAGCGGGGACAAGGGAAUCGACGGUUGCUACGCUACGAAUCCACAUUAAGCCGUACUUAAUAACGGGCCCCGAGGACGUGGUGGCGCAGACCGGCGGCAGCGUGACGUUCCAGUGCCGAGUGGGUGGCGACCCCCUCCCGGACGUGCUGUGGCGGAGGACGGCCGGAGGAGGCAACAUGCCACUCGGCCGCGUCAAAGUGCUAGACGACAGGAGCCUUAGGCUCGAUAACGUUGUUUUAGAAGACGAAGGAGAGUACAGUUGCGAGGCAGAGAACUCAGUCGGCGCCGUAAGCGCGACAGGGUACUUGACUGUAUACGAUCCACCUAAAAUAUCAAUUAAUCCCAACUCUGUAACAGUAGAAAAUAGCGCACCUGCUACAUUUACCUGUACGGCGUCAGGUCGCCCCGAACCGACAAUGUUCUGGAGUUUAGAGGGAAAUAGGACAAUAAUACUGCCCGGCACCUCGAAGGGCAAAUACCACGCCACGCCGGUUAUUAACGGCGUCACUACAUUGACUGUAAAUGAAACAACCAAAAACAACAGCGGCAUCACAAUAGUUUGUUCGGCGGUGAAUUUUGCGGGCAGUUCGUUUGUCAGAGGAAAAUUAACGGUUACGUCAGACGAUGACCGCCCACCUCCAAUCAUAACAAACGGGCCCUCUAACCAAACGUUACCUAUAAAAUCGAUGGCAGUUUUCCCCUGCACAGCCGUCGGCACACCUGAACCAAUCAUAGCAUGGUAUUUCGGAGGGGAAGCGCUAAUACAAAACCAUAGAAGGAAUGUGUCUAAUGACGGAACUCUAAUAUUAAGAGAUUUAGAUAAAAGCGACAGCGGCAUGUACACUUGCGUUGCCUCUUCGCAUCACGGAAAAUAUGUAUGGAGUGGUGUUUUACUAGUAGAUAGCCCAAUAAACCCAAACAUACAUUUCUUCCGGGCGGCAGAUGUGUCGUCUCUACCCGGAGCGCCCACUAAACCGCAAAUAUACAACAUAACGGAAAACACUGUCACAAUAUCAUGGAAUCAAAAUAACAAAAUUGGAUCGUCAUCCAUACUCGGAUACCAAGUGGAAGUGUUUUCGAGAGAAACUCUUUCCGGAAAUAACACACCUAGGAAUUCUCGAGGCUGGGUAGUGUUGGCAAAGAAAAUACAACAAACGCAAUAUGUAGCGAGAUCUUUAGUUCCUGGCGUUACCUAUAUGUUUAUAGUGAGAGCGGAAAACUCGCAUGGCUUAUCCGGGCCGAGCCCGGUCUCCGAUCCUGUAGUAGUGGGUGAAAGCGGCAAUGCCCUUUGGGAAAACGGAGCGUUUUCGAAUAAUACCGGAUUUAGAAAUAACAUCAUGACUGAUAACAUCGUAGAACUAAUUGAAGCAACGCCUAUUGACUCGAAAACUAUUAAGUUGAUGUGGGAAAUCUUAAACUUCUAUUAUCUGGAGGGAUUAUUUAUAUAUUACAGGCCUCUUGAUAAUGCUACAACAGAAUAUCAAAUGAAGACUAUCUUACAUUCAAACGAUGUAUCUGGCUACGAAAUAACGUUUUUAAGGAAGUAUACAAAAUACGAGUUUUUCCUUAUUCCGUUUUAUAAGAAGUUCGAAGGAAAACCCUCUAAUUCCAGAAUUGCUCAAACGCUCGAUGAUGUUCCAGAAGGCCCACCAAUAAAUAUUGAAAUGUUUAUCUUCAAUACAUCAACGGUUCAUUUAAAAUGGUCACCCCCAGAACGUCAUUUACAAAAUGGACUGAUUACGGGUUACAAUGUUUUGGUAAAUUGGUUAGACUUUCCCGCCAACAAGUCAAUGGUAGCCAUAAACACGACAGUGCAUCAGGCCACGAGCCUCAUAAUGACAAACUUAACUUCCGGAGUCAGUUAUUCGGUUCAAAUUGCAGCUGAAACCGUCGUGGGGAUGGGCCCAUUUAGUCAAAAGGUGUACUUGAAUAUCGAUUCCCGUUCUAUUGGAUUGGAUCCUUUAUCAAGAUAUCCCGUAAAUGGAGAAGUGUCUAUCGUAGCCGGCGACUUUGUAAUGGAAACAUGGUUUUACGUUUUGAUUGGAGCGAUCGUUCUGUUAAAAGUAAUUGUGAUUGGCGGAAUCAUUUACAUCAGAAAGCAUAAUAUUUUCGCCAAAAAGUCAUCCGCUCUUCCGAAUAUAUACGAUUCAAACGGAACGAGCUUAGUAACGCAAAUGAACAUAAAAGCCGCGGUUUCCCUGUCCCAUCCGCUCACCAGUUGCUACAAUAAGAACACUGUAACAAAAACGGAGUCACUGCUUUGGAUGGAGAAUCAGCCUGGAUUAUGUAUGACGGGUACUCAGACCAACCAAAACAAACAAAAGAUGAAUUCUGAAUACGAUAAAGUAGCGCAGCAGUUGCCUGAAUAUGCAGAAGUGACGUCAUCCAAAGUAAUGGGCAAUGAAUGGAACACGAGCAAGACGGCCACUUCUCCGGCGGCGUACGCUUCCGUCACUCUUGUUGCCAAUACGAGGCAGUGUGUCAGUUCACUGGGUUGGUUUCCACCGGGUGGCAAAAAUAUUGACAACUUCGACAACCGGUAUGCUCCAGAUGAAGAACUUUAUCCAGCUAGUAAUGGAGGUUAUUAUAAUAGAAAUGUGUAUAGCGAAAAAUACUUCCAAGGUCACCCCAACGUAUUGAAAUUCUAUGAUUUACCAUCAAUGGAUAAAACGCAGAAAGCCCAACUAAGAUACAAUCAGAGUUUAGAUGAGAGAAAAGUAGAUAAAAACCAAAUGUCUGAAGUUACGCAAUCACUCAUCGGCCGUACAUAUGUUAGCUCUAGGAAAAAUUCUGAAACUGAAACUACUUAUAGAGCAUUUGGGGGAGAUGAGUCAGAUGACGAAUCAUAUCCUGAAGAUGGUGGUUAUGAUGAGCUACAAGCAAUGCAGUCUCAGAGACAAAGACCACAGCAUCAGUAUGAGAGGCCUAAUUUUGACAAUGACAGUACCAGGACGCUGGCGCGUCUGACAUCGUUCCGACACGGCCAAGCCUCGACGAACGGCGUCUCACAGAGUUCGCUUGCGCCGGCGCACCCUCCACUGCCUCCGCAUCCACGGGCGGACUCCGUGACCCGGUAGUAUCACGCCCUGCCGGUUUUCGGCGACUUGUGCCAAACGGACGUGUAGACCGACCUUUAAUAAAUAAGUCUAGUGAUGCCACUAAGAGAGAUCGUAUUCUUCCUGAUGGUGUACAGAUUAUUGACAAUUUAGAAAGCAUUUUGAAAUUUGUUUUAUAAUUACGUCUUUCGGUAAAAUGACUUGUGUCGUGAAUGUUUUAAGGCGAAUAUAGUGUUAAGAACUUUUGAAAGUAUACUAUCGAGAUUGGCCUACUAAAUAUUUUGACUGCCUAAUUUUACAACGCAGUAUAUUAUGUACAUAGCUGCGUUUUUUCGAGAGUUUAUAUUAAUUUAAAGUAGUUAUUUUAAAUUAUUAAACUACACCUAGUCGUUUGUAAAUAAUAAAUCCAAUUGUAAAUAAUGUAUAUAAAUAUUAAUAUUAUGUGUGUUUAGUUAGCACGAUAGAUCGAAUGUACCUCGAUGAUGAAAACGUGAGGCCAUACAUCAGUUGAGAACCAACCCUUUUCACUAUAAGUACCACAUACUUUGGUCUAAGUACAACUCGAAUCUCAGAACUUAUUCAGUAUUAAGAUACGGAAUUUUAAAGAUAGUGACAGAUUUUGCUAGUGAUGUGCAAGUUGCGGAAACUUUCCAAAAGUCUUAAAUUUCUUGAAACAUUCACGAAAUUUUCACGAAAAAUAAAGAGAAUUUAAAUUUAUGAAAUGGAAAGUUUCCGAGCCAUCUAUACAAUUGUCCAUACAAAGUAUGGAAAGUUUCCGAAUUUUUCCUACAUUAAAAUUUCAGAAUUUUGGAAACUUUCCGUCGGCACAUCAGAAGAUUUCAGCUGUUGGCAUUCUAUUUUAUACCUAUAGCUAAAUGAAAGCUUCCCGGAUUCCGGGAUGAGAGACUCGUAUACAACUUCAUAACGGUGUUUGAAGUUAAAAAUUACAAAAAUUCCAUUUGGUCACCAUUCCCAGUUUACAUCUAGGUAAACAUAAAGUAAUUAAAUAUGUUUUAUGCGUUCUGGUGUUUCCAAAUUAGAGAGGCAGACAAAAUUUUAAAUAACACAAAAUUUUCUGCCAUUUUUAAGGAAUUUUACAAUUACUGACUUAUACACACCAUGAUGAUUUUUCGUACGAUUUUCCAGCCUCAGCGUUGUGUAUCAUUUUGCAUUUUUUUAGGCUUAAGAUGACUGGGCCGAUUUUAAUCGAUCUAUUGACUUUUUAUAGUGAUUAUGUUAUCGGAAUUGAUAGAAUUCAAUUGAUAUGUCCGUCUGUAUAUCAAUAAACGAAUUUGUAUCCACGAUAUCACUAGUUUAAGCAUUAAUAAACUUAGAACCAGAAUACAAAACUAUCGCUUGGCAAUAACUUGAAGUAAUGUUGAUAUAUUGUAGAAAAUAUACUAAUGAGUCCGGUUAUAGUUACACUUAUAGGUUUUCUUUCACGAAUGUCUUUAUUACAUUUCUAAAAACUUAACUGAUGAGUUUAUUUUAAUACUUAUUUUAGUUGUAAAACUUGUGCCAUAAAUUUUUUGUACUAUAAAAUUAAAAUUACCUUAUUAAGAAACAUUGGAGUUGUGAAAUAUAAUUCAAAUAAAACUUUUUACAAAAGUAAAGAUGAUAAUCUACGUAAAUUAUGUGAUAUUCAUUAUUAUUACAUAUGUAUAACCAUUUUAUAAGAGUACAUUUUGCAACAAAGGUGAAAAAAUUUAGUUCACUCUGAGCUAAUUAAGAUGUAGUAACAAAUAUAUCCUCGAAUCGGUGGAGACCUCGCCUGAAACCGCGAGCCUGAUGUUCGGACGACAUCAGAAAGACGGCAGGGCCGACCCUGCACAGAACCGCCGCAUAUAGAACGGAAUGGAAAUCCAUGAAAGAGGCAUAUGUUAGCAGUGGACACGAAUAUGUUGAGAAGAAGCAGAAGAAAAAUAUCACAUAUAUCAGGAUCAUUUCAUAUACAUUUCCUUGAAAUACAUAUUAAUAAGUAUGUACCUAUUACUCUUAUUUUUUAUUUGAGUAAUUCAUACUAUAUUAUUUUCUGACUGAAAUAACCCCAAGCGAUGGUAUUCAGUAUUCACCUUUGUUGCGAACUGAACUUAGCACAACUUGUAUAUCUGCAUAUCAUUUGUAUUACUUAGUUGAAAUACUUGUUAAACAUGUUAUAUAUUAGGACGUGUUCACACUAAGGUGAUGGCUCUUGAAUAUAAUAAAGCCUAGUUCUACUGAAUAUUAAUUUUAACUAUUAAAAUGCACAAAUUACCUACACAUAGCACAUCUUAUAGAUUGUGAAGACGUCCUUUUGUAUUCAUUUUGUAAAUAAAUACGUAUAAAUAAAAAAUAUUGCCUAUUAUGAGAACUAUGACUUUAUACCUGUAUGUUCUUCUCUGUUACUGUUUCUCCACAAGUGUAAAAGAUUAUUAAGUACAAUACAUUAAAAAGCCAAUGGGCUACGUAUUGGUAUAGUCAGAUAACAAAUGGGUGUCUUUAAAACACUAACCCCCUUAUUUAACGUUCACUAAAGUUAUCAAGCCGAUAAAGUGUGUUUGUCCCGUUCUAUCACACCAAUACGUCGGAAAGGGGCAGAGGAACUUUAUCGGCUUGAUAACUUUAGUGAACUUUUAUGAAUAAGGGGGUAAGUAUCUGUAUUCUUAUUGAAAUAUGUGGAUGCUCAACCAUUCAUUAAUCAAGAUCCGUUGAGCCUGACCAGAAAUACCUAUAUGACUACCUAUUUUCAUGAGGGCGCUGUUAUUUCCAUCUAAGCGGUGAUAGUUCAGUUUAGUAUGAAGAAAAUAGUUCUAAAAUUCCGCAACUUGGUGCGUAUUUAUUUAUUUCUGGUCAGGUUUUAGCUAAAAUGUAGCCCAUUGGUUUAUUUAAUACGAAGUAAAACUACGAUACCUUGCUUUUGUGUAUUAGAACCAGAUUAGUGCAAAAUCUAACAAGAAAUUAUUUCGCCGCGAUGAAGUAUAUUGAAUCAUACAUUCUCUAGUUCCUAUCUUAUGAAUUGCAUCAAAUUUUUACAGGGCUUUAUCCAUUUUAAGAAAUAAAUACGUGUAACUUUAAAAUUAUUUUUAUUAAUUAAAAAAACUGAAAAUUGGAAGCAAUAUCUGAAAUGCAGAAUCAUAAAUUUGAAUUUAUUUUCAUGUGCAGGACUGUAAGGAAAUAUCACGUUUUUAGAACUGUUAAUCAUUUUAUCAAUUUUGAUUUAAGUACUUAAAAUAAAUGGGGAAGUAGUUUUGUAACUUCAUAAAAUGAAGUUCAAAACAUUAAUUUAAAAGCAACCUUAUACAUACUCACUAUACACUAGACAGCAUCAUUCUUAUACUUCACAACAUGUAUGUUGGAAGACACACGUUCUGUUCUGAUUUCAACUAAAUUACAAUGUGUAACUGGUCACUUUUGUUAUGUCUGUAUUAUGUGCUAAAUGUGUUAUACUGUACAUAUAUUAUGAGUAUAGUCAACCAAUUGAAACUAGCGUGCGUAGCCGAAUGCACAAACGCUCACGAAACACUCAAGGAAAUAAACGCACGUAGAAAUCUAUCUCUAUCGCUCUUGCGUAUUAGCGCGAGUCAGAAUACCUUUCGCGGCGUUUCGUUUUCGUUUCGCGUCGUAGAAAUUCCAUUCGGCUACAGGGCCAGGCCACACACUCAGGCCACUGUAGAACUAUGUCAUAGUGACGUUAUAAAUCAGAUCGUAAGUAAUUUCUUAUUGCUUGUUAUUUUGACAUGGUUGUAGGUUCCAAUUGGUCGACUGUACCUCCUACUACUUUCAUCGCCCACUGCCUAUUCAGAACCCCAGACUGUUAAAAAUAGAUGUUUGUAAGAGUAGAAAGAGAGCUCCUUGUAUAUGCAUCUUAUAUAGCAUUUUAUUGUAUUAUAACAUCUAAUAGACCUAUUUAAACAGGCAGGCAAGCACGGUCGAGUGAUAAACGUCAGGACGUCCUUUUCGCACUAAAUAUUUGUAAGUGCGAUAGGGACGCACCCAUGCGAUAAAGUUUAUAGAACUAGUGUGCUGCGCCCGCAGAACUCAUAGGUCUUAAUUUUUUUAUCAAAACAUGACCUAACCUUAAUAUGUGUGAGGUAUAGGAUUUAAUAGAAUUGUAAUUUAUAGCAAGGUGUCUAGUACAUGAUUUCAAACCAUUUACGUCAAAGCUUAGCCAAGGUGGCAAUCCAUUCUCCGUAGCGAAUGAAAUUCCAAUUUCUAAAUCGUAAUGAGGAAGAGUAUCCUUCACUACGGAACGAACGAUUGGCAUUUUGACUACGCACGCUGGUAUAAAACAAUAAGUUAUUUUUACGCUUAAAGAUCACUCUGAAAUAGAUGUGCAAACACGUUAUCUUGAGAUGAAUUUUAAUUUUUGUAAUAGUCUUUGUAUACCUAUUUUAAUAAAAUAAUUUGAACUAAUAA
Messenger RNA from Leguminivora glycinivorella, 8289 nucleotides. RefSeq names its product roundabout homolog 1-like. NCBI's taxonomy places the organism in Eukaryota, Metazoa, Arthropoda, Insecta, Lepidoptera, Tortricidae. Bases 217 to 3915 code for a protein of 1232 amino acids. Gene Ontology annotation, biological process: cell-cell adhesion; axon guidance. The transcript has 11 exons. Gene Ontology annotation, cellular component: axon; plasma membrane. The record is from RefSeq and is a predicted model, not a curated record. Gene Ontology annotation, molecular function: protein binding.